GAAUAUCAACCAAAAAUAUUGUUAAUUUUCGUUUUUUAAUUUUUAAUUUUAAGUCGUUGUGAUUUACACGAACGGUACUUAAUGAAAGCAGGCAGCCGCGCUUGAAUCGUAUUUUGUAAAGACGAUUGCAAUCUAAAAUACGAUUUAACAUGGUAAAAUCGUCUCCAUUGCGAUAGCACAGACGAAGCAUUUCUUCUUAAACCCUUCAAGGCUUCAAUACCAAAACCUCUUCUCGCUUUCUUUAUGAUCAUAUCAACAACAUAGGAAUUCGAAGGUAGCGUAUGGCAAUCAAACGACUGCAAACGGUUCGCAAUCUGUUCAAAUCACUGGAGAUUCGAGAAUGCUCAUAUCUCCUUGGGAGCUCAAGAAGCUAUUCAAGUGCCCUUGUCAAUGUUCCCAAAGGUAAUUGGCGGAGCCUUUCUUCUUGCUUAUAUAAUGGCCAUAAUGCUCUUCUAUGGGCUCCUGGGAAGAUGAAGACUCCGAAUUCAGUGAUGGCAGUUGUGUUAUUUAACUUCUUGAAUAACACACGGUUGGUAACUACACAAGCAAAAGUCCCUCCUCAAGUACGACAAAUGGGUGCUUUAAAAGUGUCCAUGUUGAGUCCUGGAAUUAUCUAUGAACCAUAUGCCCCUCGUGAACCAAUAUCAUGUUGGCGGAGAUGGUUCACAAGAAGCGGUUGGAAAAGAACAAAAGAAGAUAUAAUUUUAGAGCUCAAGAGUGCGUAUGCCAUUGCUAAAUUGAGGAAGUCUGGAUAUUCAAAACAACAAUUCUACAGGAAAGCGUUAGAUUUGUACAAGGAGAUAAACACUCUAAUGGCGAAUGGUGACAAAACAUCAUUAAGGAAAGAAGUAACAGAGAACAUGUACUCUGCCUUCAAGAAUGAAAUCAAACUAAGAGAAUCUAAAUGGAGUAGGGUUUACUGGGAAAUGGUUGAGCCAGCUGUUAAAAUACGAACUUUGCGAGCUCGAUUGAUUGGUGUUGAUCGAAAGGACCUGAGUAAAGUGUUCAUACAACUUACACUUGAAUUUCUCACCAAACAGAAGUUUGAGGCAUAUGAUUCCAAAGGAGCUGUUGUUGCUGGAGAUAAAAAUAAGGAGGUUCUUGUUCGUGAUAUCUGGGUAUUUGAGAAAUCUCUGUUCCACCAAGGAUCAUACUGGCGUCUUUGUGGACGAAUUUCAGUGUAAGCUGGCUAUCCUUGACAGAGGAGCAUCAUCUGCUAUGGCUGCUUGCAACUAACUGCCUUUACGCAAUCCAAUAAACUGAGCAGAUCGUAAUCUUAGCCAACAUACAGUUUACUUUUCUGAAGAAUUAAUUGCAUGACUCAAUUGGUGGAUUAAAUGACUUAAAACAGCUUUCAUGGUGGGCAUAAAUGAGCAAAAUCUGCAUUUGAUUUUUUUUAGUUGUUGCAGCUGUGCGUCAGUCAAUCCAAUGUUGUCAUGUCAUAUUUUUCGAAUGAAAAAAUUUAUGUGUUUCAGGUAUGAAUUGUCAAUUUUGUAAUGAUGUAUGGUGAUUUUUUGAUAAAUAGGGAAGUUGUAGAAUGGCCAAAAAGAGUAGUGGUGAAAACUAACUGUCAAAGUAGUUGUGGUUCCCAACCUUCAACUUACGUCACUUUCAAAAUCACUUGCAAGGAAUAUAAUUUAAUUGCUUUGCUUUUGGUACUC
Molecule: messenger RNA, 1661 nt
Organism: Malania oleifera
Lineage: Eukaryota; Viridiplantae; Streptophyta; Magnoliopsida; Santalales; Ximeniaceae
Exons: 12
Coding region: 282-1184 (300 amino acids)
Cellular component (GO): mitochondrion
Source: RefSeq, a predicted model, not a curated record